AGUCUGGUAGUAGCCCUUAAACUCAGAAGGAGGGGGGCGCUUUAAACUUGCGCCAAUCCACCCUUUUCCUACGGUUCACCAUCUCCAGCUGCUUCUUCAACUUGUCAUUCCCUCUCUUUCGCGCCGGACGUUCCCACCCUCGUCUUCCAAAGGUUAUUUGCCUCCCCCUCCCUGUUUUUUUGGUGUCCGAUUCACUCCUUUCCUUCCAACCCACCCACCCAGCCUCCCCCCGUCACUUUUUAGCUCGGGGAUUCAUCUUAGCUUGCAAAGAUCCGAUAACAAAGAAAUCGUUCUGACAGCUCGUCAGGCGGAAUUGUUUGAUCUCUACUGUGAUCCCUCCUCUGCUUGGUGUCGAAAGCCAGUGACACGACACCCUGGUCGACCCUCUAGCCGAGUUACUGGGAAACCUUGAUCAACCGUGGCCGUAACUUUGAUCGAUUUUACCUCUUUGGCCCCUUACGCAACUAGGUUCGAACCUACAUAACCAAACGCAAACAAUGGUCAACGGCACCGCUACGGUGUUGGAGCCCACCUUCACGGGAUACGUCGCGACAACACAGGAUGCGCUGAUUCUGUUCGAAGCCUGUCUGACGGGAGUGCUACACCAUGUGCCCCGUCGGCCUCACGAUCGCGAACGCGGCCAUCUGGUCCGCAGCGGCAGUGUGUUCAUCUACGAGGAGAACUCUUCCGGCAUCAAGCGAUGGACGGACGGCGUGACCUGGAGUCCCAGCCGGAUCCUGGGCAAUUUCCUGGUGUAUCGGGAGCUGGAGAAACCGUUCCCUCCGGGCGAAAAGAAGCGAGCGAUGAAGAAGGCCAAUCGACGCCCGGUGCCGUCGACGAGACCUGGGGAGCCAUAUCCGCGACAGGAGAGCAACGGCGGCUAUUCGCCAUCUUCGACAACGGGUCCCUACGGGGACCGGCCACACCAGUCGGACGUGGAGAGGGCUCUGGUAGGUUCGCUUGUGGACUCUUAUGGCUUCAAGGAUUCGGGGCUGGUCAAGAAGACAAUGAGUGUGACGGUUUCGGGGGUGACACACCACCUGGUGUCGUACUACAGCGUGGAGGAUGUGAUGCGGGGGCUGUUGAACCCACCCUCAAUGGUCGAUACGCUGCGGUACAUUCGGCCUCGUGUCGAACUGACACAGAAGCAAAGCUUCCGCGCCCCGAUCGAUGACUUGGAAACCGGUGGAUUGGAGAACCCCAAUGACCCCCAUACGCUGUACGGCUACCGACCCCAGCUGGUCGCGCCGCCGGGGUAUGCGAUUCCCAAUCCUCACCCCGAAUUCUACCUGCACACCACCCCGUAUACCACUCAUCCUCCGCAGUCGGCGCCCAUUCCAGGGUACUCCAUGGCAGGAUCCAUCUCCGCCCAGCCGGCUUCGAAUCCGUAUCUUCCUGCGCCGUCUGCGCCGACCCAGAUUCCGCAGAAGCCGGACGACUACUCGCAGUUCCGGGCUCCCACCCAGUAUGGGACGAGCUUCGACCUGGGUCACAAUCCCCUGUCGUCGUCGAUCCCCUCCGCGCUCAAUACGGGUAUCCCGAGCUCCCUGAGCGAUCGCAACCGAUCCCAAUCGGAUCACAGUCCUUCUGCCUAUCGAAACUCGUCAAUAUCCUCGCGCAGUGUUGCGACCGACGCAACUUCUCCGAUCGAUCCCGCGACGCCCGCCACAUAUUCACGGGGAGGAAGUUUCAGCCUGGGCCCGCUCGACGGACCACACCAGCCCCUGGAGCAGCGUGGCUUGGGGUCGUUUGACUCGGGCAUCCCUCGCCGGGAGUCGAACGCCAUCCCCGCGCCUUAUUACACGGGCGCAGACCGGCACCAAUACUAUGUGGGAGCGACAGCGCCGGCUGCGCACACCAAUUAUCCGGUGUCGACGUGGACGACGGCGGCUCCGGCGCAGCCCCAGAUAUGAUCGAUGAAACUCGAUCAUUCCCUUGAUCUACCUUCGUUUCUUUCUUUUCCCCCCUCUUUUCUUUUCUACGGUACUUUUUUUUAUUUUUAUUUCUCCAGAAGGGCGGCAAUUUGGGAAUAGACUAUGCAUAUACGCUGUGGAUGAUUACUCGGGUGGGAAAACGCUCUUAGAGGAGACAUGGGU
Molecule: messenger RNA, 2096 nt
Organism: Aspergillus sclerotioniger CBS 115572
Lineage: Eukaryota; Fungi; Ascomycota; Eurotiomycetes; Eurotiales; Aspergillaceae
Product: camp independent regulatory protein
Exons: 1
Coding region: 498-1913 (471 amino acids)
Molecular function (GO): DNA binding
Source: RefSeq, a predicted model, not a curated record